Messenger RNA from Lasiodiplodia theobromae, 1248 nucleotides. RefSeq names its product Map kinase. Gene Ontology annotation, cellular component: cytoplasm; nucleus. NCBI's taxonomy places the organism in Eukaryota, Fungi, Ascomycota, Dothideomycetes, Botryosphaeriales, Botryosphaeriaceae. Gene Ontology annotation, biological process: intracellular signal transduction; protein phosphorylation. The transcript has 6 exons. The coding region runs from base 1 to 1248 and encodes 415 amino acids. Gene Ontology annotation, molecular function: ATP binding; MAP kinase activity. The record is from RefSeq and is a predicted model, not a curated record.
AUGACCGACCUCCAGGGCCGCAAGAUCUUCAAGGUCUUCAACCAGGAGUUCAUCGUCGAUGAGAGAUACACCGUGACGAAGGAGCUGGGCCAGGGUGCCUACGGUAUCGUCUGCGCGGCGCAGAACAACCAGACCCAGGAGGGCGUCGCCAUCAAGAAGGUCACCAAUGUCUUCAGCAAGAAGAUCCUGGCCAAGCGUGCCCUCAGAGAAAUCAAGCUGCUGCAGCACUUCAGAGGCCACAGGAACAUCACCUGUCUUUACGACAUGGACAUUCCCAGGCCCGAGAACUUCAACGAGUGCUAUCUCUACGAAGAGCUGAUGGAGUGCGAUCUGGCCGCCAUCAUCAGGUCCGGCCAGCCUCUCACCGAUGCCCACUUCCAGUCCUUCAUCUACCAGAUCCUGUGCGGACUGAAGUACAUCCACUCGGCCAAUGUCCUCCACCGUGAUCUGAAGCCCGGCAAUUUGCUGGUGAACGCCGACUGCGAGCUGAAGAUCUGUGACUUCGGUCUUGCCCGUGGCUUUUCAAUGGACCCGGAGGAGAAUGCGGGAUACAUGACCGAGUACGUCGCUACUCGCUGGUACCGUGCGCCUGAGAUCAUGUUGAGCUUCCAGAGCUACACGAAAGCCAUCGACGUUUGGUCGGUUGGCUGUAUCUUGGCGGAGCUGCUUGGCGGCAAGCCCUUCUUCAAGGGCAGGGAUUAUGUCGACCAGCUGAACCAGAUCCUGCACUAUCUCGGUACGCCGAACGAGGAGACCCUGUCCAGGAUUGGCUCUCCUCGUGCCCAGGACUACGUCCGCAACCUUCCCUACAUGCCGAAGGUCCAGUUUGCUCAGCUUUUCCGCAACGCCAACCCCGAUGCCCUCGACCUUCUCGACCGCAUGCUGGCCUUUGACCCAUCGCAGCGCAUCUCGGUCGAGGAGGCGCUUGAGCACCGCUACCUCCACAUCUGGCACGAUGCGUCGGACGAGCCUUCGUGCCCCACCACGUUCGAUUUCCACUUUGAGGUUGUCGAGGACAUUGGCGAGAUGAAGAAGAUGAUCUUGGCCGAGGUGCAGAGGUUCAGGCAGAUGGUUCGUGUGCAGCCGCAGGCUGGUGUGCACCCCCAAAACCAGCAGCCCGCGGUACCGAUUCCGGAGCACUACGACCCCAGGGCCUACGAGAACCCCAGGCCUCAGGAGGCGCACGCUCCCCUACACGACAUGGGACUUGAGCAGGAGCUGCAGGCCGGCAUGGAUAGGAGAGCAUAG